This is a messenger RNA of Didymodactylos carnosus, 237 nucleotides long. The record is from the annotation of a GenBank genome assembly. Lineage: Eukaryota; Metazoa; Rotifera; Eurotatoria; Philodinida; Philodinidae.
AUGGCAAGUGAACAGGACAAACUAAACAUUGAUGGAAUUAUAGGACGCUUAUUAGAAUUUCGUGGUGCAAAACCGAAUAAAAAUGUUCAUUUAAGUGAAAAUGAAGUACGUGGGUUAUGUUUGAAACCUCGAGAAAUAUUUCUUAGUCAACCAGUAUUACUAAAAUUAGAAGCAUCAUUAAAAAUAUGCUGCGAUAUUCAUGGUCAAUAUUAUGAUUUGCUUCGUCUAUUUGAUUGA